AUUUUGAGAUCCUCUCUGGCUCUCUCUAUCCUACUAUAAUGAAUUCUUGUGCUAAUUUCUUUCGUUCUUCUGCUACUGCAAUAUUGAUCUUAACGCUUUUGUAUACAAUGGUUAUCAUGUUUUGUAGAAAAUUCAGAUACAAUACCGAAAACAAAAUAGUACCAGAAAACCCAAAAAGUCUUAUAUCAGCUUCUUCUUUGCCUCGUAAUUGGAAACACGAUGUCUUCCCGAACUUCCACGGGACAGAUGUCCGAAAAAAAUUUCUUGCUCACAUCCUAAAAGAGUUCAGAGGAAAAGGGAUCGACCCAUUUGUUGAUAACGAAAUUGAGAGGAGUAAGUCAAUCGGUCCUAAACUCAUAGAAGCUAUCAGAGGAUCGAAGAUCGCCAUAGUCUUACUCUCCAAGAACUAUGCUUCUUCGUCAUGGUGCAUGAACGAGUUGGUGGAGAUCAUGAAGUGCAGGGAAGAGUUAGGUCAAAUAGUGAUGACCAUUUUCUAUGAAGUAGAUCCAACUCAUGUAAAGAAGCAAACCGGAGAUUUUGGAAAGGUCUUUACAAAAACUUGUAAAGGUAAGACAAAGGAGGAGAUUAAGAGAUGGAGAAACGCAUUGGAAGGUGUAGCCACAAUAGCUGGAGAGCAUUCUUGCAACUGGGAUAAUGAAGCGGCCAUGACCGAAAAAAUAGCUACUGAUGUUUCGAACAUGUUGAAUAACUUCACACCAACAAGAGAUUUUGACGGUUUGGUUGGAAUGGAAGCUCAUUUCAAAAAUUUGGGAUCUUUACUACGCCUAGAUUUGGAUGAAGUAAGAAUGGUUGGGAUUUGGGGUCCGUCUGGUAUCGGUAAAACCACCAUCGCCAGAUUUCUAUUUGACCAAGUCUCCAGCAGUUUCAGGCUUAGCACAAUUAUGGUGAAUAUCAGAGGAAGUUAUCCAAGACCGUGUCUCGAUGAGUAUAAUGCACAAUUGCAACUACAGAACCAAAUGUUGUUUCAACUGAUCAAACAGAAAGAUACUAUUUGUCAUUUAGGAGUUGCACAAGAAAGAUUGAAAAACAAGAAAGUGUUACUUGUUCUUGAUGAUGUGGAUCGGUUAGGACAAUUGGUAGCCCUGGCGAAAGAAACUCAAUGGUUUGGUCUCGGCAGUCGGAUUGUCAUCACAACAGAAGAUAUAAGAGUUUUAAAAGCACAUGGAAUCAAACAUAUAUAUCAAGUAAAGUUUCCAUCAACUAGUGAAGCUUUUGAAAUCUUUUGUAUGUCUGCAUUUGGAAAAAAGCACCCGUAUAACGGUUUCUAUGAGCUUGCUUGGGAAGUUACAGAACUUGCUGGUAAACUCCCUUUGGGAUUGAAGGUUCUAGGCUCCACUUUGCGGGGAAUGUCCAAGCAGGAAUGGGAAAAUACACUACCAAGGUUAAGGACUUGUCUUGACGGAGAAAUUGAGACCGUUUUAAAAUUUAGCUAUGACGCUUUAUGUGAUGAAGAAAAAGAUUUGUUUCUUUAUAUUGCCUGCUUUUUCAACUAUGAGAACACUCGGAAAGUGGAAAAACAUCUUGCAAAAAGGUUCUUGGAUGUUAGGCAAGGGCUUCACAUUUUAGCUGAAAAAUCUCUUAUCGAUAUAGGCAUGGGAGUGAUAGAGAUGCAUAACCUACUAGUGCAACUAGGUAGGGAAAUUACUUGUAAGGAAUCUACUAAUAACCCAAAAAAACUUUAUUUUCUUGUUGAUCAAAGCGAGAUUGGUGAAGCACUCAGUGAUGAUACAAUAGAUAGUAGACGUGUUAUGGGGAUAGAUGUUGACCUAUCUACGAUUGAGGAUGAAGUAAAUAUUAGUGAGAAAGCUCUUGAGAGAAUGUCUAAUCUCCAAUUUUUGAGAUUCAGAGGCAGUGAAUAUGGUGUCCAUACCGACAUAUUGUUUUCGUUACAAAAAAUUAGAUAUCUACAGUGGAUCCAUUUUCCGAUGACGUGCUUGCCUUCUACUUUAAAUCCAGAGUUCCUCAUUGAACUUAACAUGCCAGACAGCAAGCUUAAUAAGCUAUGGGAAGGAACUAAGCCAAUAAAAAAUCUCAAGUGGAUGGAUUUGAGUCGUUCGGAAAACUUGAAGGAGCUUCCUAACCUUUCAACUGCCACUAAUCUAGAAGACUUGAUUCUCAAUAACUGUUCAAGUCUUCUAGAGCUUCCUUCUCUUGAAAAACUCAGCAAUCUCAAGUCUUUGCUUCUUAGUGGAUGCUCAAGUCUGUUGGAGCUCCCUCCUUUUCAUGAAAAUGUCACUGAUCUCCAGAUUUUAGAAUUGUCUGGUUGCUCAAGUCUAAUUGAGCUUACUUCCUCUAUCGGGAGUGCCAUAAAUCUCCAAAAGCUGUUUCUAAAAGGUUGCUCAAGUCUAGUGGAUCUUCCUUGUUCCAUCGGGAAUUUCACUAACCUUGAGAAACUAGAUCUUAGCGGUUGUUCAAGUCUAGUGGAACUCCCCUCAUCUAUCGGGAAUUUGAGUUAUCUUGAAGAAUUGGAUCUUAGGAAUUGUUCAAGUCUGGUGAAGCUCACUUCUUCUAUUGGGAAUGCAACCAAUCUCCAGAAACUAAAUCUCUCUAAUUGCUCAAAUCUUAUGGAGAUCCCAUCUACUGGGAAUGCGACUAAUUUGCAGCAGUUGGAUAUCGAUAAUUGCUCUACUCUUGUGAAGCUCCCUUCUUUUAUUAAGAACGCAGCUAAUCUUUGGUUAUUUUCUCUCAGAAAUUGUUCAAGUGUUGUGGAGCUCCCCUCUAUCAAGAAUGCCUCUAAUCUCCACAAAUUGGAACUCAUCAAUUGCUCAAGUCUAGUGCAGCUCCCUCUUAAUAUAGGAGAUAUCACUAAUCUCCGAGAGUUCAAUCUAUAUAACUGUUCAAGUCUGGUGGAGCUCCCUUUUUCUAUUGGAAACCUUCAUCUAUUGCGUAUUUUGAAUGUGGUUGGAUGCUCAAAGCUAGAGGUUAUUCCAUGCAACAUCAACUUGGAAUCUCUUGAUAGACUUGAUCUCACUAACUGCUCGCGGUUGAAAAGUUUUCCUGAGAUAUCCACAAACAUUAAAGAUCUCUAUCUUGUUGGAACUGUAAUAGAAGAAGUGCCUUCAUCAAUCAUGUCCUGGUCUCGUCUAAACUAUUUGAGUAUGUCUUACUUCGAAAACCUCAAGGGAUUGCCACAUGCUCUUGACGUCAUCACCGAGCUACAUAUGACCAAGGAUAUACAAGAACUUUCUUCAUGGGUUAAGGGACUCUCUCGUCUAACUCGGUUUGUAAUAAAUGAUUGCAAAUUGCUGGUAUCACUCCCACAGCUAUCAGACUCCCUAUCACACCUAGAUGCAGAAAAUUGUGACUCCUUGGAGAUACUAGAUUGUUCUUUUAACAAUCAUGAGAUUCGCUUCAACUUCACUAACUGCUUCAAGCUAACUGACGAAGCAAGAAGACUCAUCAUGCACACAUCAACUCGUCAACAUGCGAUCUUACCCGGCCGAGAUGUGCCUGCUGCCUUCUUCAAUUACCGAUCUACCAGAGUUUACCUAACAGUGACGUUAAAUCAGAGGCCUCUUGGUACAUCGUCCUUGAGGUUUAAGGCAUGUAUCGUGCUGAACAAGGGUGAUGUUAAAACUUGUGCUGAUAAGACUUCGAUGUCAGUAUAUAUUUACAUCAAUGGUCUCAGUGUUCCAUGUGGACCAAGUCGCCAUAUUCUACAUCCACUUUUGUCAAAGCAUUUGUACAUAUUCGAAGUUGAAGCAGAAGAGGUAACUUGCAGCUGCACCGAGCUUGUCUUUGAGUUCUUAACAAACAGUGGCAAAUGGGGGAUAGAAGAAUGUGGUGUGCUCCAAAUCUAGGUCAUGUGCAGAAUCUGAAAAUUCAUGGAGUUUCCAAAGGCAGUGUCAUGAGAAUCUGAAAGCUGUGUGUAUCUGCGUAUAGUUCUUGUCUCUUGAAGUUGAGGUUUCUAACAUAUCUUGAGUGUCUUGGUCAACAAUCAAUCCACCCAUAUCUGGACGAAAACAUUUGGGGGAGACUUUUUGUUCUAUGAUAUUUAAUGGUUUGUUAGCAUGUUUUUGGAGAAGAUUCAACCGUGUGUAUACUCGUAGGGGUGUCAAUUGGGCUGGCCGAACCCGGUCCGGUCCGAAAUCCGCAAAACCCGCUUAUAUUUGAG
Molecule: messenger RNA, 4135 nt
Organism: Camelina sativa (false flax)
Lineage: Eukaryota; Viridiplantae; Streptophyta; Magnoliopsida; Brassicales; Brassicaceae
Product: putative disease resistance protein RPP1
Biological process (GO): defense response; signal transduction
Molecular function (GO): ATP hydrolysis activity; ADP binding
Source: RefSeq, a predicted model, not a curated record